Drosophila obscura is the source of this 623-nucleotide messenger RNA. RefSeq lists its product as uncharacterized. The coding region runs from base 117 to 500 and encodes 127 amino acids. Lineage: Eukaryota; Metazoa; Arthropoda; Insecta; Diptera; Drosophilidae. The transcript is spliced from 2 exons. The record is from RefSeq and is a predicted model, not a curated record.
ACUUCACGCAGACCCAGGUGUUCCAGUUUCAGUUUCAUUUUCGGUUCAAGUGUUUCUCCUAAUCCUAAUCCUCAGCCAAAUCCAAAUCCAAACCCGAAUCCGAAUCGAUCUCCAUCAUGUUGACUGCCUGCCAAGUCGCGUUCUUCGCUGGAUGCCUCGCUCUGGCAUUGAGCUGUGUCCAGGCUCAGUUCUUCUACCAUCAGGCAUUGGGUAGUCUGCCUUCGACACACUCGUAUGAGCCGGCCAAUCCAUACCAGGGAUAUGCCACUGCCGAUGCUCAUCCCUCGGUGGUGCGCAACGCCCAAUGGGAGUCGGAGCUUCCUGCCGAGCUGUCGAAGAGUGCACGAUUCUUCAAUGAUCCGGUCAUAGCCGCCAAUCUGGCCAAGGCGUCGCUCCUCACCACAAAGGAAAUGGCCGUAGUGCAUCGCGAGGCGGAGAAAAUUCCAAGGGACCAGGUCUAUAAACUAUUCAAGAAUGCCGGCUGGCUGAGUCGCAGAUAGAAAUGCACUCACAGAUGUAGGAAUCUACUGAGAAGAAUGGAGUUCCGUUUCCCACGUGCCUUGUUGUAUUUUAGUUUGUAAAUUGUUAAUAUAUUGUACAUACAUACAUACAUAAAGAUAAAA